Molecule: messenger RNA, 1011 nt
Organism: Nanorana parkeri
Lineage: Eukaryota; Metazoa; Chordata; Amphibia; Anura; Dicroglossidae
Product: cytochrome P450 2C31-like
Exons: 6
Coding region: 1-1011 (336 amino acids)
Biological process (GO): xenobiotic metabolic process
Cellular component (GO): intracellular membrane-bounded organelle; cytoplasm
Molecular function (GO): oxidoreductase activity, acting on paired donors, with incorporation or reduction of molecular oxygen, reduced flavin or flavoprotein as one donor, and incorporation of one atom of oxygen; iron ion binding; heme binding
Source: RefSeq, a predicted model, not a curated record
AUGGCGGUGAAUGUCGCAGCGACACUUCUCCUCGCUUCUGGGGUCACUCUCCUGAUUUACCUCAUUAAAUGGUGGAGGAAUGUAAAGAAGAAAGACUUGCCACCAGGGCCCACCCCUCUGCCACUUCUGGGGAAUAUAAUGCAGAUUAGUACCACUGAACUGCCACAGUCUCUGGUCAAGCUCCUUAAUCUGUUCCCAUACAUAAUGAGAUAUGUCCCUGGCCCCCACCAAAAACUUUUCACGUGUUUUGAAAAGCUUAAACAGUUUUUGAGAGAUUUUGUGAAACAUCACAAGGAGACAGUGGAUGAGAACUGCCCACGUGACUUCAUAGACUGCUUCCUCAUAAAAAUGGAAGAGGAAAAGAACAAUCCAAAAUCAGAAUUCCAUAAUGAUAACUUACUAGGAACAGUAUUUGACCUGUUUUUUGCCGGGACUGAGACUUCAAGUGCAACACUGAGAUAUGGCUUCCUGAUUCUACUCAAAUACCCUGAGAUACAAGAAAGGAUCCAUAAAGAGAUCGACAAUGUAAUAGGUAGUGAUCGUUGUCCAUCAGUGGAGGGCAGGAGUAAGAUGCCAUAUACAGAUGCCGUCAUUCACGAGAUCCAGAGAUUUGCCGAUAUUGUACCAUUAGGAAUACAACAUGGAGCCAGCAAGGACACCACGUUUAGAGGAUAUCACAUUCCAAAGGGAACUUUGGUGUUUCCAAUCCUAACUUCAGUCCUAAAGGACCCCAGUCAGUUCAAAAACCCUAAAAAAUUUGACCUGGGACAUUUUCUUAAUGAGAAUGGCACUUUUAAGAAGAAUGAAGCCUUCAUGCCAUUUUCAGCAGGAAAGCGUAUGUGUAUGGGGGAGGGUCUGGCUCGCAUGGAACUCUUCCUCUUUUUGACAACCAUUCUGCAAAGAUAUACUCUGAAACCCACAGUGGACAGAAAGUACAUGGAGAUUACACCAGAGCCCAACACCAAUGCUAUCAGACCUCGUGAUUAUGAGAUGCUGUCUGUGCCUCGCUGA